UCUUAAGCACUCUCCUAACUAACUAAUUUACUCACUAAUCACUUCUUUUUUUGUUUCUUAUAUAGUUAAAUCUCCGGUUCAAAGUCAGAGAACCCUUUUCCUGAGCUUUUGACCCACAACAAUUCUGCUUACUCCUCGUUAUUUCCAAAUUAUUACCUUCAUUUGGUGUCUAUUGUUUUUUUUUAGGGGUUAAACAUUUUGUUUUAUUUUGCUUCGUUUUGUUAUCAUACGAUCUCUUUCAGACAAUGAUCUUGUCACAAAAAGGAUGCAAUCAACGUGAGUUACAGCUUAUUCUUGAGAACAAAUUGAGUGUCGAAAAAAGUAUCUAUUUUUGGAUUUUCCAAACAGUCGAUAGAUUUAGCCUCGGUACUUAGUUAAUUAUUUGCUCUCCCUCGAGACAACUCUCUUGUGUUGCAAGGAACAAGUGUGAAUUAUGCAAAUGGGAAGUUCAUCUUUACCUCCGGGAUUUAGAUUUCAUCCAACUGACGAAGAGCUCAUAGGCUACUACUUGAGUAGAAAAGUAGAAGGCCUUGAGAUUGAGCUCGAAGUCAUUCCUGUUAUCGAGCUUUACAAAUUUGAUCCUUGGGAGUUACCAGAUAAAUCAUUUCUUCCCAAUAGGGAUUUGGAAUGGUUUUUUUUCUGCCCAAAAGACAAAAAGUAUCAAAACGGUUCUCGAACCAAUAGAGCUACAAAGGCGGGUUAUUGGAAAGCAACCGGUAAAGACCGGAAAAUAACUUGUAAAUCCUCGCGUGGUAUAAUUGGAUACCGGAAGACCUUAGUUUUCUAUGAAGGUCGUGCCCCAUUAGGAGACAGAACUAAUUGGUUUAUGCAUGAAUAUCGUUUAUGCGAUGAUGAUCUUUCACAAAAAUCACUAAAUUGCAAGGGACCUUUUGUGAUAUGUCGCGUAACUAAGAAGAAUGAACUCAAGACCAAUUCAAUAAGUUUGAAAAAUAAAAGCGAACAAGAUAUUGGUUCGGGUUACUCUAGCCUAGCAACUUCUCCUUGUCGCGAUGAAGCGUCACAGUUUCAAUCGUUCAAGCCUUCUGCUACUACAAACGACUCUUCUAGCAUUUGGGUUUCUCCUGAUUUCAUCCUUGAUUCGUCUAAGGAUUAUCUUCAGAUUCAGGAGGUUGCUUCCGAGUACUUUCCCAACUACAAUAUUCCGGUCAACAUGGCAAACAGCCACGUGGAAUUUCCGGCGAGCUCUUCUUAUUUUAAUGUGGACCAGUACAUUGAUCAGCAAACAUGGAUAAAUUAUGAAUAUGACCAAACCGCUUCAUUUGUUUACUCAAACCAUUUUUAGGUACGAAGAAAUGUUGGGUCUUUCUUAGGACAAAAACUCCUUUUAACGUCGUUGUCUUGGAAAAAGAACUAGUUGUGAGCGUUUAUCACUAUUUUAUUUUGAAAAAUUAAUUAUCUUAGUUUUUUUUUUUUAAUUGUUGUUUGCUAAUAUAAGGAUUCAGUAUUAUAAAUUUCUUAUUUGUAUUUUUAAUAGGAUUAUGUAACGUUAUUGUACAGUCUUAAUUGUUUUUUUAU
Camelina sativa (false flax) is the source of this 1536-nucleotide messenger RNA. Its product is annotated as NAC domain-containing protein 71-like. Gene Ontology annotation, molecular function: DNA binding. The record is from RefSeq and is a predicted model, not a curated record. Gene Ontology annotation, biological process: regulation of DNA-templated transcription. NCBI's taxonomy places the organism in Eukaryota, Viridiplantae, Streptophyta, Magnoliopsida, Brassicales, Brassicaceae.